Messenger RNA from Plasmodium cynomolgi strain B, 1437 nucleotides. RefSeq lists its product as hypothetical. The coding region runs from base 1 to 1437 and encodes 478 amino acids. The transcript is spliced from 2 exons. Lineage: Eukaryota; Apicomplexa; Aconoidasida; Haemosporida; Plasmodiidae. The record is from RefSeq and is a predicted model, not a curated record.
AUGUAUAAGGACAGCGAAAAAUACGACGCCGAAAAAAAAGGGGAGGGAAAAAACGAAAAGGUUAUAAUCAGAGUGAAAAGAAAAAUCGAUGAAAUAACCAUCCCGUCAAUUUACGUGAAAAAGUCCAAUAAAAGAGUAUGCAAUGGUAUAUUUUACAAAUACAUCGACACGGUAAUUCCGGAGGUAGAUAUAGAGAAGAAAAACGUCGAAUGUGUUAACUUGUUCCGAAAGCAUGAACAGCACCACAGCAGUUGCAGUGACUUGUCACCCCUUGUCGAUAAAAAGAGAAAAUUCAACUCCCUUAAGGGUUUUGAAAAGGAUUUAAAGGAAGCCAUAAAUAAUUUAAAAAGGUACAAAAUAGUGAACCAAAAUAUUCAAUACGUCGAUUUGGAUGCGCAAAAAAAUGGAAUUUACAAAAUUAUCGAUGUGAAUUUGUUGCAAGAAUGGGGCUAUGCUAAUGUGGAUGAUGAUGCGGGGGCCGAUGCGAGGGCCGGUGCGGGUGCGAGUGCGAGUGCUGGUGCUGCUCGAAAGGAUGAGACGAAAGAGGAGAACGCACGGGGGCAGACGGAGAAAGACGCACAUAACCAAACCGAGCAGGAAUAUGAAUACGAUUUAUACAUUGUAGAUGACCAGAAAAUAGAGAUAAACGAUUAUAUGGACUAUCUGUACCACAUUAAAAAUAAUAAUGUGGAUUCAUCGGAGGUUAUUGUGUUGGAGGAUGUGUAUGGCAACAACUCCAACGACUCCGAUCGUGACACAGUGAAGGAAAUGUCGGAUUACCCCGACGAGAGCUCGAGCAGUGGCGAUGGUUGCAGCAGUGUAUGCAGCGUUGAUGAGUGUGGUGACGAUCCUGUGAGUAGCGACUCCUACGACGGAAGCGCGGGAAGUAACCGCCACCACGAGACCAACCUGCAUAGCGACUGCUACGGUGGGAGUUUGGGAAGCGACUAUAACCUCGAGAAUAAUCUGGACGUCGGUUCACACGAGAACAACUUCCCCAGCGAUUUCUACGAUGAGAAUUCCGUGGACCAGCUUAGCAACUGCAGUGAGGAUAACCCUUUCGGAGCCUACGUUAAAAAUGCUGGCAGUGAUGAAAACCUGUUUGGAAGCAGGCGGUGUGGUAUGAACAACUUGGGGAGCUACAUAAAGGGGAAGUUACCCAAAAGCGGUUACAAUAACCAAAACGGUGUUAGCCAUCACAAUGGCAGCAGUAGCAACGCCCUCAGUAGGGACUUCCCCCAAAAGAGUCCCCCCAAGAAAAACGAAAGAAAAACCCACACGCGCAGUAAAAAAAUGAACUCCUUAAUCUUUGAAGAGAAAAUAAAGGACGAGUUAGAAAAACGGUUAAAAAAAAAAAAUGAAAAUAUGCUAAACGUGACGUUAUCGGAGAAGCUAAAAAUUCUGGAGCAGAUGGAAAAUGAGUACUAUGAUAAGUAG